AUGAGUGAAGUUUUGAAUUAUUUAUCUUCAUGGACCCCAACUUCCACACCUACAUCCACUACAUUAUCGUCAAUAGCUACAUCCCAUGCUUCAAAACUUUCUCAAACUGUUGCUUCAGUAAUUUCUGACGCCCCCACUGAAACUGCCUGGUAUGUUUUAAGGUCAUUGUCACAAGCAUAUCGUGGUGCUCAAGCUUCAUUGACAAUCAUUUCUGCCGAACAAGUACUAGCUACAGCUACAGACAGUCAAGUAAAAUCAAAAGCCACACAAGCGAUUUUUGAUGCUACUUUAAAUCUUAAGGAUCUAGCUAUGGAACAAAAUAUUUAUGGUUAUGAAUUAAAUCAUGCUGCUAAUAUCAUAUAUUUAGUCGUUUACGCAAUAAUUUUUGCUUACACAAUUGUAAUGUGCAUUAAAUCAAGAUAUUGGUGGUUUAAUGUAACGUUUGUCUGUGGAUAUGGUUUAGAAUUUAUUGGGUUUCUAGGACGAGUGUUGUCAUUUAAUGAUACUUCCAAUAGGAGUCUUUAUAUAAUGCAAUCUGUUUGUUUAACCAUUGCUCCAGCAUUCAUUAUGGCAGGUGUAUACUUUUUAUUUGGACAGUUGGUGGUCAUUCAUGGACGACAAUAUUCAAUUUUGAAACCAAUGUGGUAUUCUUAUUUUUUCAUUACUGCAGAUGUGGUUUCACUAUUGAUUCAAGCUGCUGGCGGAGCUGCAGCCUCUGUGGCGUCAACUAAUCAUGAAGAUACUUCAACCGGGACUAACAUUAUGAUAGCUGGUAUUGCUGCUCAAGUUGCUGCGAUGACCGCUUUCUUGGUGUUUUGGUUUGAGUUUAUUAAUCGUUUGUAUUUUAAGAAUUCCCGUUCUGAUUUAAUUUCGGAUUGUCCUUAUGGUCGUCGUUCAGUAAGCAAUUAUUUUAAAUUAUUGUUAAACGUCAAAUCAGUGAGAGGACACCGACAUACUCAUUUAGAAAAGUACUACAACCAACAAUUUGCUGGUAUUCGACAAAUCCCAUUAUUUGAUUAUAUGGUGCUUGCUAUGACAAUUGCUGUCAUUGUUGUCUAUAUUCGUUGUGUUUAUAGAGUGGCAGAAUUAUCUGAAGGAUGGUCUGGAUAUUUGUUUACUCACGAGCCAUAUCUUAUGAUUUUGGAUGCAGCUAUGAUUGCUAUUGCCGGUCUUGUUUUCAUUCCCUUCCAUCCAGUUUGGGUAUUUGGUAAAAAGAAUAUUGUCAAGUUGGCAACCAUUAAAAAGAAUUUAGAUGAAAAAAAGUAUGAAGGGGUUGAGUAUACCGAUGAUCUUGAAUCACCGGAAGGCAAUCCUAACGUGGCUGCAAAUGAUGUCCAUUGUUUAAAUAGUAAGUUAUAA
Messenger RNA from Candida dubliniensis CD36, 1359 nucleotides. It is a transcript of the gene RTA2, whose product is annotated as phospholipid-translocating ATPase. The transcript has a single exon. Bases 1 to 1359 code for a protein of 452 amino acids. Gene Ontology annotation, cellular component: fungal-type vacuole; plasma membrane. Lineage: Eukaryota; Fungi; Ascomycota; Pichiomycetes; Serinales; Debaryomycetaceae. The record is from RefSeq and is a predicted model, not a curated record.